This is a messenger RNA of Zalophus californianus (California sea lion), 941 nucleotides long. RefSeq names its product RNA exonuclease 1 homolog. NCBI's taxonomy places the organism in Eukaryota, Metazoa, Chordata, Mammalia, Carnivora, Otariidae. Bases 1 to 903 code for a protein of 300 amino acids. The transcript is spliced from 8 exons. Gene Ontology annotation, molecular function: exonuclease activity. The record is from RefSeq and is a predicted model, not a curated record. Gene Ontology annotation, cellular component: nucleus.
AUGCCGAAAUACAAGGCGGCUCAUCGGAAGCGGGCUUUGGUCACACCAGAAGCCUCUUCCAAAGUCCCUGAGGAAGGAAGACAAUGCUAUGUCAGCCUCUUUGUUGAGAAGUAUUUGCGAGUUUAUAAAACAGAGGAUGAGGCUCUUAAGAAGGCUAAAAUAGAAGAAAAGGCCAUUUAUGAACACUGUGGCAGUAGAAAUAUGUAUGUGAACAUAGCAAUAAAUACUCUUAAGAAGCUGAGACAUCAAGUACUCACAGGAAUUAUUCUCUACAGACAUCUGAAAGACUACCUUCUAACUGAAGAACAGUUACAUGAAAAUAACUAUCCCCAGCCCAACCCUGACAAACCAGGAAGUAUUCUUUUCACCUCAGGCAUGACAAAAGCACUUGUAAAUGACACUUCCAGGAAGAUAUGUUGUCGUUGUGGGAAGAUACGUGGUGUGAUGCCCACAGGCAAACACAGCAGAGUAGAAGAAUGUAACUACCACUUGGGCCCCGUACUGAGUCAUAAAGUCCUCGGUGGCUUAGAGACACGGUACAGCUGUUGUGAAGGUGUCCUUGGAUCUGCCGGCUGUCAGGUUGCCAAGCUUCACGUUCAUGGCUGGAAAGAAAACAUAGAGGGCUUCAUGAAGACUUUCGUCAAGUGCCCACCCGCCGAUGGUAAUCCCAGUGUAUUUGCUGUGAAUUGUGAGGUGCUAAUUCAUACUUCAGUUGUGGACACGACAGUUCUGUUUCCUCAUUGGCUAGGCUUGCCUCACAAAAGAUCCCUCAAGAGUCUAGUGGCUGACCACCUGCAGAGGAUCAUUCAGGACAAUGUCCUGCGAGCUGGAACGAGCAUGUCUGGUAGAGUACCACACCCACUGCGCUACGGGCAUCUUACCGACGGAGCUGGAGGACGGUAACUUGAAAGACAUCUGGAAAGACCUAGGAGAAACAUUCC